Messenger RNA from Vombatus ursinus (common wombat), 3086 nucleotides. It is a transcript of the gene TRIM47, whose product is annotated as tripartite motif containing 47. Gene Ontology annotation, molecular function: zinc ion binding. NCBI's taxonomy places the organism in Eukaryota, Metazoa, Chordata, Mammalia, Diprotodontia, Vombatidae. The coding region runs from base 33 to 1769 and encodes 578 amino acids. The transcript has 7 exons. The record is from RefSeq and is a predicted model, not a curated record.
UGGAGCAGUGCAGGCGGAGCCCCUCGGAAGCGAUGGACGUGAGCGGUCCCUUUAGCUGUCCUAUCUGCCUAGAGCCACUUCGGGAGCCCGUGACGCUGCCCUGCGGUCACAACUUCUGCCUUGCCUGCCUGGAAGCGCUCUGGCCGCACCGUGGACCCGGGGGACCCGGGGGAUCCAGUGCCACUGCCCGCUGUCCACUGUGCCAGGAGCCUUUCCCCGACGGGCUGCAGCUGCGCAAGAAUCACACGCUAUGCGAACUGCUGCAGCUGCGCCAGUCUGGCCCCAGCCAGACCCCAGCCUCUGCCCCCGCCCCAAAUCAAGCCCCGGCGUCGGAGCCCUCGGCGCCUUGCGCCCCAGAGCCGUGGCCGGAGGGCGAGGAGCCAGUGCGCUGUGACGCGUGCCCCGAGGGCGCGGCACUUCCUGCGGCUCGCUCCUGCCUCUCAUGCCUGGCUUCUUUCUGCACUGCCCACCUGAGGCCCCACGAGCGCAGCCCAGCCUUGCGCGGCCACCGCCUCGUACCUCCCUUGCGCCGGCUCGAGGAAAGCCUGUGUGCCCGACACCUGCGGCCCCUGGAGCGCUACUGCCGAACUGAGCGAGUUUGCGUGUGCGACGCCUGUGCGGCCCAGGAACAUCAAGGACAUGAGCUACUUUCCCUGGAGCAAGAGAGGGCUCUCCAAGAGGCUGAGAGCCCCGAGGUCCUGAGUGCUGCAGAGGACCGCUUGGAUGAGCUGGGUGCUAGUAUCGCACAGUCUAGACGUACGGUGGCCCUCAUAAAGAGUGCCGCACUGACAGAGCGGGAAAAGGUGAGCCAAUUGUUUAUAGAGGCAAUAGGUGCCCUCCAGGGCUUCCAGUCUGAAGUGAUGGGCUUCAUUGCUGAAGGGGAGGCUGCCAUGCUAAGUCGGGCCCAGGGGGAGCUUCGGCAGCAGGAGGAGCAGAGAGCCCGGCUGAGCUCCGCCCGACAGAACCUGAGUCAGGGCCCUGACAUCGACUCCAUUAGUUUUCUCCAGGAGCUUCUGGCAUUAAAGUUGGCACUGGAGGAAGGGGGUGGCUCUGGGUCAGGCCCCCCAAAAGAACUGAGUUUUACCAAGUCGUCCCAAGCUGUGAAAGCUGUUAGAGACCUCCUGACUUUGGCCUGUGCUAACCAGUGGGAGUUUCUACGGGGGAUGGAAAGGGAUACAGACAAUUCACAGAAACUGGGUUUGGAAGCUGAUGCAGAAUCUCAAGAUCCCGACAGCACCAAUGGUCUGGUGUGCGAAGAGUCAAGAGACUACUUUCUUAAGUUUGCCUUCAUUGUAGACCUGGACAGUGACACAGCAGAUAAGUUCCUGCAGCUGUUUGGGACAAAGGGCGUGAAGAGGGUGCUGUGCCCCAUCAGCUACCCCGAGUCUCCCAUGCGCUUCACCCACUGUGAACAGGUGCUGGGAGAGGGCAGCCUGGACCGAGGAACAUACUACUGGGAGGUGGAGAUCAUUGAGGGAUGGGUCAGCGUGGGCAUCAUGGCUGAGGACUUCUCUCCCCGAGAGCCCUACGAUCGAGGCCGGCUAGGCCGAAAUGCUUACUCUAGCUGCCUGCAGUGGAAUGGCCGAAACUUUUCUGUCUGGUUUUACGGGCUCGAGGCCCCCCUUCCUCACCCUUUCUGCCCCACUGUGGGGGUCUGCCUGGAAUAUGCUGACCGGGCCCUGGCUUUCUAUGCUGUGAAGGAUGGGAAAGUGAGCCUCUUGCAGAGGCUGCGGGCCUCUAAGCCCCGCCGAGAUUGCCCCUCCUAUUGAGUCAUUACCAUUGAGACUUGGUAGGGUGGAAGUAUCUGCUACCUAGAGUUUUCCAAGUUCCCAUGGUUUUUGCCCUUGAAGUAAUUUCCACAAAUAAAGCCACAUGGAGGAGCAAGAUAGAAACAGAGGCUGCCAUGUGUGACUGAUGAAGCAUCAACAUUGGGCCUUCCAAUACUCCAUUUAGAUCAUCCAACUGUGGACACACAAAGAACACAAGGAGAGGACAGUGGAGAAUGAGGCCAAGACAGGGACUGAAGCCAAAUAAUUGAGAGCAGAUCGAGACAAAAAAAACAGGCAUAUGGCCAAUGAGAUACUUAACCUAAGUGAAGAACACCACUUUUCUUCACUGCCAUCCCUGGAGAUUGGAAAGCUGUCUUCUAUUUACCUUUCUGACUACUUACUUCCUGUUUUCUAUCCAACCCAGUGACAGGAGAUAUGGCUGGGAAGAAAGAUAUCUUUUCCCAUUUGGUUGCACAAUGCAGUUGACAUUUGGAUAUUUUAUUUCUUUAGUUGUUUAUUUGUAUGAGGGUGAAACAGAUUGAGCAAACCAAUCAAGACACCCCACCCCAUUAAAAUAAGAUGCCUUAAUGAAGUGAAAACAAGUCUCAAUUAACCAAUCAAAUCAAAGACUUUAAAAGUAAAAAGUUCUUGGAUAAAUUGGAGUGGCAAAAGAAAUCUAGUCAUGUCCUCUGGGUCUUCUAUAGAAAAGAAGACCAGUUCAGAACCCAAGUUAAUUGAAUAUCUGCAGGAGAAGGACCUUGCAAGCUUCAGAAGUCUAAAUGCUUUUGAAAUUCACAUCUUCCCAUACACACCUAAACAUUGUGCCAGGACAGCAGCAGCUAGCAAAUAGCAUCUGCAGUGGGAGCCAAGGUCAGACUGGAUACAGAUUCGUCACCUGGCAAAGAGCCCAGUGAAGAAGCUACAUCAUGCCAAAAGUGAACUUUUUCAUCACCCCACAAAUGGGAGAAAAGGACUCCUAGCAACCAGGAGAUGAGUUACCUCUUUGCCACAUAUGAUCUCUAAGCCCGAGCUCAUUUCCCCCUGGAUUCUAUAGAUACUUGUAGAAGAGUGAGCCAUAUACUUUGGGGGAGUGUUUUGUAUCAACUAUACAAUUAGUAAAUACUCCUUUCUAAAAGCUGACUAGAUGACUGGCAUGAUUUUCAACUGAUAAUCAUGAUAAGAAGCACACGGUUGAGCCUUCUUGAGGUAUAUAUAGCAUUAGAAAGACAUCCUCAAUGCCCAUCAGUAGGGAAAUGGCUGAACAAGUUGUGAACUAUUGUGCUAUAAGAAAUAAUGAGCAAGCGGACUUCAGAGAAA